Malassezia globosa CBS 7966 is the source of this 1953-nucleotide messenger RNA. RefSeq lists its product as uncharacterized. Lineage: Eukaryota; Fungi; Basidiomycota; Malasseziomycetes; Malasseziales; Malasseziaceae. The record is from RefSeq and is a predicted model, not a curated record. The transcript has a single exon. Bases 1 to 1953 code for a protein of 650 amino acids.
AUGGGCCACCAGGCAGACGCCACCUGUAUGACAGAAGAGGCCUCUGAGCACAGCACACCAACACAACAAACAGAUCAGGAUGAUUCUUUGCAUGCAGAAGAAGAAAUUCCCACGAUGCGCUUGACAUUCCAAGAGCAGGAUUUCUGUGUGUUUCCAUCGCCACACGAUGAAACACCAACCGUGUAUAUGGACACAUCGUCAAAAGACACCGGCGCUGAAGAUGCACUGGUUGGCGUACCUGCGCCGGAGCUGCACAUAGACCCAGGUGUAUUCUGGGAGCCACUGGAUUCGCUGUUUGCCGCAUUGCGUGUGACAGAUGCACUGGGCGAAUUUCUCGAGGAAGGGACAGAGCUCUGUUUGGCAUUUCCAGAUCUCGAACUCGUCCUGCAUGAAGACAAUGUGUAUGCACGUGAAAUCUCGCUCCAUGAUAUCUCUCAGCUGGCACUGGGAUUCGGGUACCAUGGCAGUCUGCACGUGCUUGUCACAGAGACUCCUCGGUUUAUUUCGCAAUACAAUGCACUGGCCAUGAUGAUGAGUGGUGCCGCGGACGAUGACAAUGAAGCAGCCGAAGACGAAUGGAAAGAUGGGCAGAUGGAUGAAGUGGAGGCUGAGGAAGAAGAUGUAGACGAGGAUGACAAGGCCGAGGACGGCCAAGUGGAUGAGGAUGAAUCCGGCGAUGAUGACGAGGCUGAUCAGGCCGACGACAGCCAAGUGGACGAGGAUGACCCCGGCGAUGAUGACGAGGCUGAUCAGGCCGACGACAGCCAAGUGGACGAGGAUGACCCCGGCGAUGAUGACGAGGCUGAUCAGGCCGACGACAGCCAAGUGGACGAGGAUGACCCCGGCGAUGAUGACGAGGCUGAUCAGGCCGAGGACGGCCAAGUGGGUGAGGACGACCCCGGUGCUAAUGACGAGGUUGACCAGGCCGAGGACGGACAAGUGGAUGAGGGUGAACCCGAUGCUAAUGACGAGGCUGACCAGGCCGAGGACGACCAAGUGGAUGGAGAUAAUGUCAGCGAGGCCGGCAAAAACAAAAUGGUUGGGCAGACUAAAGAGUCACUGCACAAAGAAGCGGAUGAUGUACAUGCGACAUAUAGUGGCGAUGAAGCCGUGCACCGUGAAGAAGCCGAGGAUGCUGACAAGACAACCAAUGCCGCGGACGAGAAUGACGCAGGCAGCGUGAAUCACGAUGCCACUGCAAGCAAUGUGCCGUUUGCAGAAACCAUUGGGCAUGCUGUUGAUGCAGAGACUCGUCCCUCGAAUGGCCCGGUGAGAAACGAUCUCGAGUCUAUCGAUGUGGAACAGAGUCCUAGCCAUGUCGAUGACAACAUCGAGGAGACCACCGUUGGGCACACCAGGACUGGAGAGAACCUCGAUGCAAACUACGACAAACACAGUACUUUCGAGAAUGGUCUCGAUCACGGAUGUAACGCCCGCCACUCGCAUGAUGCUAAUGUUACUGACAACAACAAGGCCUGUGACGAAAAACCUCGAGACACGCUUGCCGAUGCCGUCGUGAGCUGCCCUAUCCCUCGUGCGAACGACAGUGGUCGUGCCGGUGAGUCGACAAACUAUGAUACCAGCACCCCCAUGUCUCCAUCCCCCAGCAAAGCCGAGAGCGUCGAUCAGCAUCGUCCCGCUUCUUCUCCAUUCACAAGCGUGACAUACGAUGACACAUCCAUUCGCCAUACCUCCUCGUCGUCAAUCGAGCAGCGCCACCAUAUACAGCAUACAUCAGUCUAUGAUGACGGACAGCUUGUGCAUGAGCAUGACGUGUACUCUGCACAUCCUUCUAAUGCAAAUGGGUCGGUAUUGUACGACGAGUAUGACCAAGCAGUGUACGAAGACGACGAGCCCAUUCAUGGUGCAAGUCAGCCUCACUCAAAAAGAUCUGCUGUGCCUGAGAACGGCAGCCCGUCUGUAUCUCUUCCGAAGCGGCCUAAAACAUCUUGA